GCGUCGUGUUAUGACGUCACACGCGUGAGAGCGUUGUGCAUUCGCUGAAACAGACACACUGAAACAAACUCGCAUCAUAAAAAAACAAAACAAAAAAAAAAAAUCUAACAUUUCAUUUCUAUAAUUCAUUUUUGAAAAUUUGGUUUGAACUCGGGGAUCUCCAAACGUUCGGAGUGCGCCGUGUUGUUGGGGUCCCAAACAAAUCAUGGAGUCCAAAGUGCAAGACGUCCUACCGUCGACCGAGAUCAUCCCCCUCGCCUUGCCCAAAGGAACCGAAAAGGUGUGCGAACUGUGUCAGAAACGAGCAUAUUUGCAGUGCGCCAGGUGUCGAGUCACCUACUACUGCGAUGCGGAGCACCAGCAUUCUGACUGGAUCGGCAUCCACAAGAGGAUUUGCCAGUUGCUCAUCCCCAUUCGCACCCCGUCGUUAUUUAGUAUGCAGCGUGCCGGCCGCAUUGAAAAUCUACUCAAAACGAAAGAGCUGAUCGAGAUUUGCAGGUUGGUGGCGGAGAGCAAGCUCUCAGAGGGGAAGCAUGAAGAGGCCGUGCCAGCCGCCCAGGCCUGCCUGCGCUGCUCCGUCGACGUGUACGGACCCAACACGGUCCAGCUGGUGCCAGCUUACCUGUUGCUGGCCGAUGCCAACAUGGGCAUGGGUAAUCUGGCCCUGGUGGCCGAGCUGAUGUCCCAAGCGGAGUGGGCAGUGUUGAAGAGUCCCGAAUGUGGCUAUGCGGUCCACCAUCGGCUACACAGGAGCAUGGGCUGUCUCCAUACAGCCACGGGUCACUUUGAGGCGGCGCUUUUUCACUUUGCAAACGAUAUAUAUUUUGCGAGUGAGGAGUAUGGUCUGGAUAGCACUGUGACAUGUGGGGGUUACUUCCUCAUGGCCGAUGUGUUUGUCAAACAGGGCGAGCCCGCUAUUGUUCAUUCCUUGUACAAAGAGGUGGCAGAGACCUGGCACUCUCACCUGGCCAAACUCCUGCAGAGCCACAUUCAAAAUUUACAAAAGAAUCCUGAUACAACGGAGCCCGCCUUUGAUAAAGGUCAGCAAGUGGAAGUGGGCAAGAUACUCAGGUCCAUUUUAGAGUUUGAGCAGGACGAAACUCGAAAGGAACCGGCUCAGGUGGCUUUGGUGGCCCAUUCACUAGCCAUGCUCUCCUACCUGGGUGGUGAUGUUACCAGGGUGAGUCACCUGCCAAGGCUCUGGGAUUUGGACAAAUGGCGCUGGAAGCGAGCCAGCUGAUACCAAACCAUGACCUGACAGAGCCCAUCCGGGCUCUGCUGCAGCUGCUGAGUAAAGACUCGCAGCUGACUUCUACCUAGGAUCUACAACAGUCCCACUGAGAAUUGACAUUUUCAAGAGUCCCGUGAUAUUUGCCGCAUUCAUUUCGAGGUAUUUUUUUUUCUCCCAAAACUGGUAGUCAGUUAAUCUUUAUCUUGUCUUGAUUUUGGCAUUCAUUUGUUAUUCAUUUAUUAUUGACUUCAGGAGGAUUCAAACUGAGUAGUUUCACUGUACCAAAAAAAGCAGGCAUUUUUAGCAUGUGUAUUUUAUUUGUAUUGAUCAUAAUGAGCA
Molecule: messenger RNA, 1570 nt
Organism: Hippocampus comes (tiger tail seahorse)
Lineage: Eukaryota; Metazoa; Chordata; Actinopteri; Syngnathiformes; Syngnathidae
Gene: zmynd12
Product: zinc finger, MYND-type containing 12
Exons: 8
Coding region: 206-1240 (344 amino acids)
Molecular function (GO): protein binding
Source: RefSeq, a predicted model, not a curated record